UGGCUGGAAUCGCUGCAGGUCGUUUAGCCGAAGAAAGGAAGGCUUGGCGCAAGGACCACCCUUUUGGAUUUAUUGCAAGACCAUCAAAAAACGAAGACGGGACGAUGAAUUUGUAGGUUAUUUGGUUAACUAAUGAAUGUGUUUUUUAGGUACAAUUGGGAAUGUGCCAUCCCUGGACCUAAAACAACAAUUUGGGAAGGAGGAUUGUUCAAACUUCGAAUGAUCUUCAAGGAUGAUUUUCCUUCGACUCCGCCAAAAUGUCGUUUUGAGCCGCCACUGUUCCAUCCAAAUGUCUACCCGUCUGGGACGGUUUGUCUGAGUUUGCUGGACGAAAACAAAGACUGGAGGCCAUCAAUCUCUGUCAAACAAUUGUUGGUUGGAAUUCAAGAAUUGUUGGUCUCGCCAAACCCAGAGGAUCCGGCGCAAGCUGAAGCUUAUCAAAUUUUUGUUCAAAAUCGUCAGGAAUAUGAGCGCCGUGUUCGUAAACAGGCGCAGCAAUUUGCGGAAGAAUUGGUUCAGAAACAAAUGUUGAUGGAGUCUUGAAUGAUUUUUUGAGAGAAGAGAGGACCUACAAAAGUAUAU
This is a messenger RNA of Meloidogyne enterolobii, 582 nucleotides long. NCBI's taxonomy places the organism in Eukaryota, Metazoa, Nematoda, Chromadorea, Rhabditida, Meloidogynidae. The record is from the annotation of a GenBank genome assembly.